AUGCAUUCCAUCAAAGGUAAGGACAGAGAAAAUAUUCAAGAUGGCGGAAGAGAUAAGAUGAAUAGGAAAGUGGUAGUUUUAAGUGCAAGUCAUAAUGGCAUCUACUAUGAAAAUACUCAAAAGACAAAGCAUUUCAUAUUGCAAAUAGAAACAUGUAUUCGAACCAUGGAACAACUAAAUAUUCCGAUGAAUUUGUCUAAAUUUUUUGGGCAGAAGUGUUAUUUAAUGUCAUUUUCUGUUUUCAUGUUAUUAUAUAUAAUUAUUAAGGAUGCUCGAAAGUUACUAUCAUAUGGGAUGGACUAUUGGAAAACUUUUAUCAUGAUUUAUCUAUAUCGUUUUCCACUUAUCAUAUUGAUAUUCAACGAUUUUACUUUUAUAUUCUGGAUGAGUUUUAUUAAGUUGGAACUUAGUCAAUUGAAUAAACUACUAAAAAGCAUGUUAACGACUACUAUUGAUUCGCCGCAACAUAAAAGAGUCCUUCUAAGGGGGAAUAUCAGGAAGAACGAACCUGUUUUGGACGAUAUUCGUGAAAAGUAUAAAUCGAAGGAAGAUGUUAAGAGGAUAAAAAAGGCAAGCUUUAAUAUUAAUCACUAUUAUGUCUUACAAUGUGUUCUAUUUCUUAUUAUCUACGAACGAUAUACUACAAAUCGAACAAAGUUAUUCCUAUCUUUAUUGGAUUUUUUUCUUUGCCAUGAAGAUCAUUUUAAUAUUCUUUGUGAAUUAUACGAACCAUCAACCAGUAACGAAAUACGUAUGAAGAUUCGUGAUUUUACUUUGCAAUUUAUUCAAAACCCAUUGAUCCUUACAAGCUGUGGCAUUUUUGAUCUCAAUUAUACAUUGAUACGUAACGUGAUCGGUACCGUCGCAACUUACAUCGUUAUUUUGAUUCAAAUUGGUAACCUAUCACAACAAGAUUUAAAUAAUAAUUCAACUUUAUCGCCUAAUAAUGAUUGA
Molecule: messenger RNA, 954 nt
Organism: Vespa mandarinia (Asian giant hornet)
Lineage: Eukaryota; Metazoa; Arthropoda; Insecta; Hymenoptera; Vespidae
Source: RefSeq, a predicted model, not a curated record